Messenger RNA from Zychaea mexicana, 1589 nucleotides. Its product is annotated as argininosuccinate lyase. The record is from RefSeq and is a predicted model, not a curated record. The transcript is spliced from 4 exons. Bases 86 to 1486 code for a protein of 466 amino acids. Gene Ontology annotation, molecular function: argininosuccinate lyase activity. Gene Ontology annotation, cellular component: cytosol. Lineage: Eukaryota; Fungi; Mucoromycota; Mucoromycetes; Mucorales; Lichtheimiaceae.
AUAACCUUGACACGAAAAUUGACACGCAGAAAACAAAGACUACUUUUUGCUUUUUUCUCUUUUCUUGUAACUUUAAAAUUUCACAAUGAGCGGUGGUGCAAAGAAACUUUGGGGAGGACGAUUCACUGGUGCAGUUGACCCUCUUAUGGAUGCCUUCAACGCUUCCAUUCAUUUCGACAAGCGCAUGUACGCUGCUGAUUUGACUGGCUCUAUGGCAUACAGCAAGGCAUUGGCCAAGAACAACAUUAUCACCCAAGAGGAAUGCGAACAGCUCGUCUCGGGUCUCACCAAGGUCAUGGAAGAAUGGGAGGCUGGCAAGUUUGAAAUCAAGGAAGGUGACGAGGAUAUUCACACUGCCAACGAACGUCGUCUUGGUGAGAUUGUUGGCUCGGUUGCUGGCAAGCUUCACACCGGCCGUAGCCGUAACGACCAGGUUGCUACGGAUAUGCGUCUCUGGCUUCGUGACGAAGCUAGCAAAAUCUUGGCUCACUUGAAGGAACUUAUCUCCAUCACUGUGGCUCGCGCUGAGAAGGAGGUUGAUGUUUUGAUCCCCGGUUAUACUCAUUUGCAGCGCGCUCAACCUAUUCGCUGGUCGCACUUUUUGUUGUCGUAUGCUUGGUUGUGGCAAGCUGAUGCCGAACGUUUGGCCCAACUUAUCGAUCGUUUGAACGUACUUCCUCUUGGAUCCGGUGCUUUGGCCGGCCACGCUUUCAACAUUGACCGUGAGUUCCUUGCCAAGGAGCUCGGUUUCCGUGGAUUGAUCAACAACUCGCUCUAUGCCGUCAGCGACCGUGAUUUCGUUGCCGAAUUCUUGUUCUGGGCCAGCUUGACCAUGGUCCAUAUCUCCCGCAUAGCUGAAGAUCUCAUUAUUUAUUCCAGCAGUGAAUUCGGCUUUGUCAAGUUGGCUGAUGCUUAUAGCACUGGUUCCAGCUUGAUGCCCCAAAAGAAGAACCCCGACAGUUUGGAAUUGUUGCGUGGCAAGAGCGGUCGUGUCUUUGGUGGUAUGUCUGGCUUCAUGAUGUCGUACAAGGGUAUUCCAAGCACAUACAACAAGGAUCUUCAAGAAGACAAGGAGCCCAUGUUCGAUGCUGCUGAUACUUUGUCAGGCUCGCUCCAAAUCACUGCUGGUGUUUUGAGCACCAUGAACAUCUUCCCUGAAAAGAUGCGUGGAGCCCUUAGCGCUGACAUGCUUGCCACCGAUUUGGCCGAAUACCUUGUCCGCAAGGGCGUGCCAUUCCGUGAGACCCACCAUAUCUCGGGUGCUGCUGUCAAGAUGGCCGAAGACCGCGACUGCCAACUGCAUGAUUUGAGCGUCGAAGACCUCAAGACGCUCCACCCUUCAUUCACUGACGAUGUCGCCAAUGUCUGGAGCUACGAGACCAGCAUUGACAACCGAACUGCGCCCGGUGGUACUAGCAAGCCUGCUGUUCAAGACCAGAUCAAGAAGCUCCAGAGCUGGCUCGCCGAGUCCCGUCCCAAGCACUAGAACGCUACACGUAAAUAAUCAUAAUAAAAAAACUAGUCCAUGCUGUUGUACAUACUACAUACACAUCUUUGCUUGAGGGGAAUUAGAAGACAUUUUGACGGGG